This is a messenger RNA of Amphibalanus amphitrite, 3010 nucleotides long. Its product is annotated as protein amalgam-like. The record is from RefSeq and is a predicted model, not a curated record. The transcript has 10 exons. NCBI's taxonomy places the organism in Eukaryota, Metazoa, Arthropoda, Thecostraca, Balanomorpha, Balanidae. Gene Ontology annotation, cellular component: neuron projection. The coding region runs from base 36 to 1355 and encodes 439 amino acids.
CGGGAGCGGCGGCGGCGGCGGCGGCGGUCUGGUGGAUGGCAGUGGUGCUGGGAACGGCCCGAGGAGCCCUGGCCAGCAGAGGUAUGGAGCACUCUCAAGGACUGGUGAUUGUGGAAAAGAUGGAGAACGUCACAGCUCUGGCCGCCCGGUCGGCCAAAAUCACCUGCAGAACCACCAACUUGGCCGACCGCAAGGUGGCCUGGAUCCGGCGCACGGGUGCCGCCGUGCUGGCCGUGCACACCACGCGCAUCUCUCCCGACACGCGGAUCCGCGUGACGCACGAGAACGGCCGCACGUGGCACCUGCAUAUCGACAGCGUGCGGCCGGCCGACCAGGACUGGUACACGUGCCAGGUGAACACGCCCAACGUCACGCAGCAGCACGCCUUCCUCGAGGUCACUGUGCCGCCGGACAUCUCCAGCGACGGUAACAUGAGCGAGGUGACGGCGUUUGAGGGUGAGAACGUCACGCUCAUCUGCCGGGCGUCCGGGGUGCCGCAGCCGAACGUCACCUGGCGCAGAGAGGACGACCUGCCGCUGCCGGUCCACUCACCGACCCCAGUGUACACGAUGGGUGGCUCGCGACUGGAGCUCGGCGUCGUCAGGAGACACUUCUCCUCCGACUACUACUGCAUCGCCUCCAACGGAUGGCCGCCCGCCGUCAGCAAACGCGUCCAACUGCGCGUCAACUUCGCCCCGGAGGUGCGCGCCGCUCGCCGGGUGGUGACGGCCGUGCGCGGCCAGAACGCCAGCCUCGAGUGUGCGGUGGAGGCGUGGCCGCGCGGCCUGUGCUACUGGAGCGGCCCGCAGCCGGCGGCCGGUCGCUGGUCGCCGCGGCCCGGCGCCGUGCUGCAGGGCGGCGACCGGCUGCGGAUCGGCCUGCUGGCCGCGGCCGCCCACUACCGGCGCCGACUGGUGCUCACCGUGCACAGCGUGGCCGGCACAGACUUCGGCAGGUACCGGUGCGCCUGCGAGAACCCGCUCGGAGAGGCGCACGACACGGUCGAGCUCAGAGAUGUAACACCGAAACAAAGGCACCAGAGCGGCAGAAGGGGCGGCAGUUUCAGCAGCAGCAGCAGCAGCAGCAGCAGCAGCAGCGGCAGCAGCAGCGGCAGCAGCAGCCGGCCCCCCAGCGACCCGUACCGGCGGCGGCGGCCGGAGCCGGGGGGCUCCACCACACUCAGCCGGGGGACCGGGUACGGCGGUACCUUCCAGGAGAGGGUACCGUACUCCCAGACAGAGGACGAGAGCGCAGCGGAGGAGCGGCGACCCGCGGCGGGAGCGCCAGGAAUUACAUCAUUGCUGCACCUCCUGGCUGUGCCGAUUCUUCCUGUUAUUCUGCAUUGCACGACGUAGAGCCGGCCGGCUCGACAUGAGACGCCGCGCCCAAGUGGAGAGAGUGGCGGAGGCGGGGAGAGAGCGGCGGAGGAGGGCGCUCAUCGGGAUCGGACGCGCUGAGUGGCGCCUAAUGUGGACGCUAACGGGUGUAACGACACAUAUCUCAGAGGCUGGCGGCGAGCGUCGGUCGGCGGGCGUCCGCGAGCCGACACCGCCGCCGGCUCAGCGGGCCCUCAGCGGCGAGCGACGGCGGGCUGCGGCGAGGAAUGACGGGCAGGCAGAGAUGCGUGCUUCAUCCGGGGCUGCGGGACAACGUACCUUUGAGUAGAACGAAGAGAUUGAGUAAUUCAGGGAGCUCAAUGAAACCUAACACCAAAAAAUGUGUAAGGAAUACGUGCUUUCUGUUCUGGAUGCGCGCGGUGCGCUUUUGCUUUUAUUUUGUUUGCGCACGUGCGUAGGAAAGUUGAGGAAAGUUGGCACAAAUGUGAAUGCAGCUAUUGUUGUCUGGUUGUGGGGAUGCUUUCAAUCGAUCGUUAUUGAGCAUUAUCGUAUGGGAUAAUGCAGACUUGCCAGGCGGUUCUUCAUUCAAUUAAGAUCGCUAUCUACGAGUAUGUGCCACAAUGGAAGCGGUCUACCUGUUUUAUCAGCCAUGCACUGAUUCAUGAGAGCAUGAAAUAGCCCGUGUAAGGUGCAUCAGAGCUAGAGAGGAAGAUAUCUUGUUGUCAUCAACAACUAAUUAUUUCAUAAUAGGAUAGAAGAGUACAAUGAUAAUUUGUCAUUUAUUUUGAAUACCACAUCUCACAUGCUCGGCAUGCCUAUACGUUCCUGCCUUUUUUCAACAUCCCGUUGAUUUUAAUGCCAACCGUUCCACCUCAUGUCAACAAGUAUUUUUACAUGACAUGACCGACUUUGCUAUUUUUUUUGUGCUGGCGUAAGGGUUCUGUGUGUUGCGGUUUGAUAGUGUCAGUGGGGCGCUCUUAGUUGGUCACCUUUUAAUGAGGCGUAAAGAAAAAAUACAUCAGUCUACAGUCAUGGAUAUUAUAGCAGGUCCACAAACACACCCCAUAGAAGUAUACCUAAUUUAUUACACAUCACCUGUGCUAAGUUAUUCAUUUCCCUUUUCUUCUCAAAAUAUAUCGUUUUAUUCGUCAUGAAUAACUAUACAGUAGAAUCCGCUUAGUAAAUCCACCUUGGUGACACGGCGUUUUGGAUUUAUUAAGCGGCUGCUUUAUUAACCGGAGUUAGUUAUCAUUCCAUUGAGAAAUCCGUGAACAGCUCAAGUGGCCACAAUAAGCGGCUGGAUUUAUUGUCCGAGGAUUUAUUAAGCGGAUUCUACUAUAGGUACCAAAUGUUGAUCAUGGUGAGGUAUGCCUACAGCAAGGUGGGGUGAUCUUUUCCAUUAUCAAUCACUUCAUUAAGCGAUGUUGUAUCAUUUUAAUGAAAGUGAAUAGAUACGACCUAUAAGACCAGCUCAUAUAUACCAAAAUAUCUUACUGUCCAAUAAACUUCAUAUUUUUGCGCCGCGAAAAGAUGGAAAGUAAGAACUGAGUUCCAGCGACCUGUCAUCAAUACAUGUAUGUACCUAUAGCUGCGAUUGUCGCUGAUGAGUAAUGCAUGGCCAUCGCCCGUACCACAGUUGAGCAAUAAAUAUCAUCAAGCUGUUUAAAACCCAA